CUCGAGUGUACUUUGUGUGUCAGCGCGCAAGGUACGUACAUGCUGUAACACCAUCACCUCGAUGAUUGGGAUGGUAAGGGAUAUCGGACGAGAUCAGCGGAUAAAUUUUCAGUCCGAAGACUCGGGGCUAUCAGAUUUGGACCGAUAGAUCCCAUGGAAAGCAAACUGGUAGACGGCGACUGGCCCUGGAAUGGAUACCUGAGGCUCCGUCGGCGUCUCGGGGUCUUCGGGGUGGAUGUUCUUCUACCUUGGUAUUCCAGGAUGGGUUGUCGUAGUAUCAAUCCAUGGAGUAAGCUGCAUGAAAUCUAAUCGACUGUGGCUGCGAACCGUUGAUCUCAUCACACACUGAUCCUUGUUUUAUUUAAGCUUGAGAAUCAUUCAAAAUGGCAUAUCUCCCUCCGACUGUUUUCUUUAGUCCCACUGUCCUCUGCCUUUAUACUUCCAACAGCGAAGUCACCUGACUCAGUUGCUAUUCACCAUGGGCGCAGAUAUGAUCAGUCCUGACCUGGAGAGAAAUGAUAGAGCCCAGUUUCUGGUCAAUCAUACAGUCCACAACUUCUCCUGGAAUGACUUGACCGUCACCGUCAAGGAUCGCCGGACGAAGAAGCCGCUCAACCUGAUUGAGGGUAUCAGUGGGAGUAUCCAGCAGGGUGAACUGGUUGCUCUGAUGGGCCCCUCGGGAUGCGGCAAGACGACUUUGCUCAAUGUGCUCGCGCGCCGGGCAGCUACAUCGGGCGCGAAGACUACGGGGGACUGCUACGUCAAUGGAGGGCCACUCGACAAUGAGACCUUUGGCCGGGUCACUUCCUACGUGGAGCAGGAGGACGCUCUGAUCGGCUCGUUGACGGUGCAGGAGACGUUGAAGUUUGCUGCGGAUCUUUCGCUGCCAAGCUCUGUUUCAAAAGCGCAGCGGCGUGACCGUAUCCAGACUCUAUUGGAGUCCUUUGGUAUUCUAAAUCAGGCUGCGACGCUGGUUGGAACUCCAAUCCGAAAGGGUAUCAGCGGAGGUCAGAAACGGCGAGUAAGCGUGGCAAGCCAACUGAUCACCUGUCCGAAGAUUUGUUUUUUGGACGAGCCGACUAGCGGUCUGGACUCGACGGCGAGUUACGAGGUGAUUUCAUAUGUCAAGGAAUUGGCGGUAGCCAACAAUCUCAUCGUCAUCGCAAGUAUCCAUCAACCGUCGACGACCACAUUCCAGCUCUUCGACAAGUUGCUUCUUCUGUCCAAAGGCAAGACGUGCUACUUCGGUCCCGUUCCUCACAUAUCGACCUACUUCAGCAGCAUCGGCCAUCCCAUCCCGUUGAACACGAAUCCCGCAGAGUUCAUUCUCGAUAUUGUCAGCUCCGACUUCUCCGAUGCCAAAGAAGGCAAUGCCGCGGAGCGAGUGCAACUGAUCCAGGAAUCCUGGCUGCGGUCCGCCGAGCGGAAGGCCGUGGACAACCACAUCUCGCAGUUGAUCGAGCACCCCGAACAGGACGGGAAGAAGAUCACAAUGGGAGAGCUCUCUCGGCCAAACACUGCGAGUAUCACCUGGUCACUUUUGCACCGCUCUUUUAUCAAGAGCUACCGCGACGUUGUGGCGUAUGGCAUCCGCAUCGUCAUGUAUCUGGGACUGGCCAUCAUGAUGGGCACUGUCUGGCUACGACUACACGAAUCACAAGAGUACAUCCAGCCCUUCAUCAACGCAAUUUUCUUCGGAUCCGCCUUCAUGAGCUUCAUGGCCGUAGCCUACGUACCCGCCUUCCUCGAAGACCGCGCAACCUUCAUCAAGGAGCGCGCAAACGGCCUCUACGGCGCCCUCCCAUUCAUAAUCUCCAACUUUAUCAUCGGCCUUCCCUUCCUCUUCCUAAUCUCAAUCCUCUUCUCCCUCGUCGCCUACUGGCUCUCCGACUUCCGCUCCGACGCAGUCGCCUUCUUCACAUGGGUCAUGUGGCUCUUCCUAGACCUCCUCGCCGCCGAAUCCCUCGUCGUCUUCGUCACCUCCAUCUUCCCCAACUUCGUCAUCGCGCUUGCCAUCGUCGCCUUCGCAAACGGCCUCUGGAUGAGCGUCGGCGGGUUUCUGGUCUCCCCGACUAUCCUUAACCCGUUCUGGAAAUAUGUUUUUCAUUAUAUUGAUUAUCAGGCAUACGUGUUCCAGGGGAUGAUGGUCAACGAGUUCUCGCGCAGGACGUACUCCUGUGGCGACGGGUGCCACUGUAUGUACCAGACCGAUCUUGCGGCGCAGUGCCGUAUCCGAGGAACGGGCGUGCUUGAAUCGUAUGGGUAUGCGACUGGGCGGACGGGGAAGUGGGUGGGGAUCUUGAUUGGGAUUAUUGCCGUGUAUAGGCUGUUCGGGUGGAUUGCCCUGGUUCUGAGACGGAGCUGAGCUGUUGCGAUUGUACUUGGGGUCAUUUGUUCUUGGCAUGUUUCCUUGCUGCGCUUUCGUUGAUUGUCUAUAUAUAGAGUUAUCUGGGUUGGUGGGAU
Molecule: messenger RNA, 2463 nt
Organism: Aspergillus novofumigatus IBT 16806
Lineage: Eukaryota; Fungi; Ascomycota; Eurotiomycetes; Eurotiales; Aspergillaceae
Product: putative ABC transporter
Exons: 8
Coding region: 479-2365 (628 amino acids)
Cellular component (GO): membrane
Molecular function (GO): ABC-type transporter activity; ATP hydrolysis activity; ATP binding
Source: RefSeq, a predicted model, not a curated record